Hylaeus volcanicus is the source of this 2535-nucleotide messenger RNA. Its product is annotated as forkhead box protein fkh-2-like. Gene Ontology annotation, biological process: regulation of transcription by RNA polymerase II. The transcript has a single exon. The record is from RefSeq and is a predicted model, not a curated record. Gene Ontology annotation, cellular component: nucleus. Lineage: Eukaryota; Metazoa; Arthropoda; Insecta; Hymenoptera; Colletidae. Bases 718 to 1995 code for a protein of 425 amino acids. Gene Ontology annotation, molecular function: sequence-specific double-stranded DNA binding; DNA-binding transcription factor activity.
ACAACAAAGGGCAUUUACCUCGUCUCGUUUGGGUGUAUUCACGCGUGGACGAGCACCGUCGGCGUCGGCGUCGGUCCCCGCGGAGAUUCGAGCGGGAGUGCGGCACCGCGCCCGCGCGCGGCGCAAAGAGGGCGUAGAGAAAAGCCGGCUAUCGGCGUUUGGAUUUGUUUGUAUAUGCGGGCUCGCAGUCGAAAGGUAUAGUUGCGGCUGCGCUCCCCACUACCGGCCGCGGGGCUCGAGCCCGAUCGGCCACCUUCGAAAUCCCUGCCCCCGCCCGUAAAUCCGCGUUGUUUGCACUGUUUGCUGUCAAACAUUGGCCGCAAAACAUCGUGGUGGGGCGAAAGGAGCGCGCCGGCGGAGGGCAGGCCGCAGCGGCGCCGAUUGGUCGGAUCUCGGCUCGCGAGUAUACGCCGGGCGACUGGUGGGCGGGGCCAAGCCGAGGCUAUAAAUGCGCCGCGUGGCGGGGAUGACGGCAGAUACGCGACACCGCUCGGUCGGGAUACAUCGAUCGCAGUUACCGAAAGCAGCCAGUUUAGUAGCGCAGAAGCGUAAAUUUAGUAGCGCAAAAAGACUCGCGUGUACGUACAUAUUACACAUCGAGAGUCUCGGAGUGGUGUGUUAUAAUUUGUGACAAUUCCAAAUCGUGUACCGUUGUUUAUUGUGUCGUGCUGCCGAGAGCUCGUUCCGCGAGAUCCCGAGUGCGACGAGUUGGAAAGUAUGGUGAACAUGGAAGGUUCCGGGGAGCAGCACACGGUUACGGCCUCGCCGCCACCUCGAGCUGUUCUCAAGAGCAGCUUCAGCAUCCGGAACAUCGUGCCGGAAGCUUGCGCGGGAACGCCCGCGCCGGAGGACAGGCGCUCCGCGUCUCCGGACAUCGGCCACGUAGACGACAGCGAGGACUCCAGCGAUCUCGACGUGACAGGAGACGGUGGGAACGAGACGCCGCCGCUGGACUGCUCGACGAACGCCGCCGUCGGCGUCGCCGGCGACCGCAAGGACGCGAAGGACCGUCAGGACGAGAAGAAAAAGUGCGAGAAACCGCCGUACAGUUACAACGCGCUCAUCAUGAUGGCCAUCCGACAGAGCCCGGAGAAGCGGCUGACGUUGAACGGAAUCUACGAGUACAUAAUGCGUCACUUUCCCUACUACGAGAACAACAAGCAAGGCUGGCAGAACUCCAUCAGGCACAACCUCUCGUUGAACAAGUGUUUCGUCAAAGUACCUCGCCACUACGACGACCCGGGCAAGGGAAACUACUGGAUGCUCGAUCCCAGCUCAGAAGACGUGUUCAUCGGCGGCACGACCGGAAAGUUGCGCAGAAGAACCACCGCUGCCUCCAGGUCGCGACUCGCCGCCUUCAAGAGAAGCGUCGUCCUCGGAGGACUGUAUCCCACGGCUUACGGGCCGCCAGGAUGGCCAGCCUCGCUGUACACGCUUCCCUAUCUGCACCGCGCCGCCGGUUACACGACGGCCACCGGAGCUUACUCGGCUCCGGCUGGUUACCCGGCCAGCUUGCUACCCGGCGCGGUCACCUCUUCGCCGGCCAGUCUGCCCUGCAAGCCUCAACCGCUCCCGGCGUCCGCGGCGCCUCCGGCUCACGGACCCUUCUCCAUGGAGAGGCUGCUGCAACCUCCGACUUCCGCCGGUUACCCUACGAGCAUCACCGCGUCUGGGAUUCCCGUCUCCGGCAACCCUUACGACUUUUACUCCACCCUGAGAUCUCUGGCGGCCCACCAGCAGCAUCAGAACUCCGCCACGAUGUUCGGACACGGUCAGCAACAACCGGGAAGGUAUCACGUGAGUCAGGCCCCGCUUCUGGGCCAGAUGACGUCGGCCACGGCGUCGCCUGGCAGCAGUCCCGAACCGAUGUCGCCUCACUCGCCGCCGGCUUCCAUCUGCAAUUCCGGCGUCCCUCAGCAGCCGAGGUCUAUUCCUCGCAAUCCGCCGCAGUUGCUGCUGAAACCCAUCACCGUGCUCACCGGCAGACAGAGCUAGAGUCCAACGAGAUUCCAUUCGCGUAGAUUCCAUUCGCGUAGAUUCGGAACGUCCCGUCGGGCUGUUUCGUUCGCGGACCGACUCGAACGCUCGCGAGACAUUUCCCGACCUUUUCACGCACUCUCGUCCCAGUUUACACGUACCUAUGGCGCCGAACUCGUACGUACGUUUCCGUUUCACUUUAGCUCGCAAUCGUAGGUUUGUAAAUACAUUAGCUUUAAAAGGAAACGAGUCGUUCGGCGUCGCCAGCGCGCUAAGCGAACCGAUACCAAAACGCGACCCGUCGAAUCGUUGGAGUAUACCGGCUCGAGAUCAAGCGGAGUUAACGAGAUCGAGUGUCGUUUUGUAAAUAUAGAUUCGUUUACAUGAUCUCCCGUCGUCGAUUUUUAAUCGAUCUGGUGUGUACAUAGCCCGAAGAUUGUUAUUCGUAAAAUUAUAGAUUUUUCGUACAUGUAUAUAUGGAUACGUAUGACCGGCGCGAGUACGCGCGCUCACCUGCGCGUACGAACGUCGAAAUAAAUGUUGAAAACUUUUCUAGAA